AGCUUCAAUGAAAUCUGCCUGCUUGCAGUCUUAAAGAGACUGCAGACACUGGAACCGCUCCUUCCUCUGCUUCCGUUUGCUUCUUCCCCAAGAGCUUCAGCCCAGAAAUACCACCAGGAAGGAUGAAGAGAGAUAAUUGGUGAUAGGCUAGCAAUGCAGGAGUGGAGAGGUGACGCGUUAGUUUCUUUUGAAUCACUUUUCUUUAGCAUCUGCUAAGGAGGAUCUAUUACUUUCAUCCAAAGAGGCUGAGAUCAGGCUAAAACCCUGCAAGGAGAUGAAGGACGAUCAUGCUGGCUGAGUAAAGUUGUGGCUGCCUAGUCUGAGACAAUGGUUUUGUCUGUUCCAGUGAUUGCUCUAGGAGCUACCUUGGGGACGGCUACAAGCAUCCUUGCCAUAUGUGGUCUCACCUGCUUAUGCAAAUGCAAGAGAGCUGGGAAAGCAUCUCCUGACAAGGAAAAAGGUCUAGACGUUGAAAAUGCCAAGCCCAGUGUGCUUCAGACAGUCCAGCAGUUCAGCGUUGAGAAGACAGCAGAACCUGUACAGCCCAGGACAAUCUUGAAGUUUCCCCACAUAUAUGGUCCAAAGCCUGUAGUGACUUCAUCAGAAAUUGUUAACUAUGGAAACUACACCUUGAAGACAAUGAAAGAGCCAAGCAAAGGAAAACUGGAAGUUCUGGAUGAGAAAAGGGUGAACAUACAAGUCAAUGAAGAGUUAUUUAUUCUUCCUCAAAAUGGUGGAAUGAAGGAUGUGUGUGUCACUGAGCGCCUGAGUCCUGAAAAGGCUGCUGGCUGCAGCCAGAUGCCAGAACUGCGCUAUUCUCUUGGCUACAACCAACAGAAAAAUGCACUGUGUGUUGUUUUUCUUGAAAUUAUAUAUGAAACCACAACAGGAGACCAGAACAAUGGCUGUGAUUGCUACAUCCUAGGCAGUUUGGUGAGCAAGUCUGGCACUACAGAAGCCCAGACGGUGCUGAAAAAGAAGCAGCCCCAUGUGGUCUGGGAGGAUGCUCUGCUGUUUCCAGUCAAAGAGGAGGAGUUACCAGAGGGGACGUUGACUCUCACCUUGAGAAACUGUGACAAGUUCUCUCGGCAUAGCAUUGUUGGGGAAGUUAAGCCAAGGCUGGCAAAUGUGGGGGAGCCAUAUGGAACAGUGCAGUCUGAGAAGAUGAAAGCCUUGGACAAGGAGCCAGAUGCAGGCUAUGGAGAAGUUCUUCUUUCUGUCAGUUAUCUGCCUGCGGCAAACCGUCUACUUGUUGUACUCAUAAAAGCCAAGAAUCUCCAUUCUAAACAGUUAAAAGAGCUCCUUGGAAAGGACAUAUCUGUGAAAGUGACACUGAAACACCAGGCCCUGAAACUGAAAAAGAAGCAGACGAAGCGUGCAAAACACAAGAUCAACCCAGUUUGGAAUGAGAUGAUUAUGUUUGAGGUGCCCCAUGACCUGCUCUGUGCCUCCAGUGUGGAGUUGGAGAUGUUAAGUCAGGAUGGUGAUGGGCAAAACCACUUACUGGGCAAGUGCAGUCUUGGCCUGCAUGCCACUGGCACAGAAAAGAGUCACUGGGAGGAGAUGCUGAGGAAUCCCAGAAAGCAGAUUGCUAUGUGGCAUCAACUUCACAUGUAACUAAGGAGGUAGAAAUACUGGUCAGCUCUUGCUCACUAGACUGAUGUCAGUGCUGGGGGAAUAUAAGAGCUUUUUCAAUAUCCCCCAAAACCUGAAUCAGAUCCAUUCACAUGAUCAAGCACAACUCUUGUACUAUUGAUGUUGUCCCUGUUUCCUUCUAAAAGAAUUCUUUAUACAUAGGCUAAGCAAAGUGUGGAAUGGUUCACUGAUCCAUGGUAAUUCCUGGUUUGGUUGCACAAUCAUAUUCCCACUUUUUUUUAGGUUUUUGCACCUAGAAUAAAAUGUAUUUAUUUAUUUUACUAAUUUAUAUAUUAUUUCUGAUAAGCGAAUUGAAAGGUAAGUUGAAAGUGAUUCCAGACAUUAAGAGGUGUCUUAGUCAUUCUUUAGGAACUUUUUAGUGCUGAUGAAAACAUUUUGCACUGGAACACCUGGAGGAAGAGUUGGAUGGGAAGUAUCAAGCGUUGAGUUUGACCAAACAUUUCACAAGACACAAAGAUCCUGCUGAAUAUUCAUUUUUUAACUUCAGGCAUAAUUAGAACAAACAGCAGGCUUCACUUUACCAAAUAUCUAAUUUUAAAUUAAAAGCAAAAAUAUGUCGGUUAUUUAGCUAGUCAUUAGCCAGCUUCCCAGCUGAUAAACAAUCUCUAUCCUCAGCUUCACCCAUAGUGCUGCCUAACCCAGUACUAUAAAGUGUAUGCAAAAUAUAUGGCUAGCAAACAUGGCAGGACCUCAGAUCCUGACAGACAGAGAGGUAUAUGGCAGAUGAGAAAAGCAAAAUCACUAAACCUUUAGAUUAAUUUUUUUAUUUGUAUCCUGCUCUACAGCAUAAGAUUUAUGAGAGGUUUACAGUAAAAUCAAAUGAAAUUGUUCAAAGCAACAUAAGAUUUGCAACACACACACACACACACACACUUUCAAAAUCGCUUGGAGGGUCCAGAUCCUGUCUUAUCUUGGAAUCUAAGCAAGAUCAAGCCUUGUUAGUACUUGGAUGAUGAUUGCCAAGGAGGACCAGGUGCUGGAGGAUAUAGUUCAGAAGAAGGCAAUGGCAAAACAAUUAACGAUUCCUUGCUUAAGAAAAUUCAUCGGGUUAUAAAUCAUAAUUCAUAAAUCAGUGUGCAAGCUCAUUUAAACAGUUUCAAAAUUUAGAACAGUUCAAAACCAUGUGCAUGUACAGAUUUGGAUGAAAGCAUUAGGUUCCAAAGGCUUUAAUUUAAAAGCCACAUUUUAUCAGAAUGCCAGAAUGAUACCAGACCUAGCACCAGUUGAGACUCCAAGGGGAGGUCAUUCAGUAACCAGAUGUCACAGCUUAGCAGGCCCUCUCCCAUAUCCUCACAUUCUGUAGUCUUUCCAUUGGUGGAACAUGGAAGAGGUUCCUUCCAACAGAUCUCAAUUCUCAGGCAAUCUUAUACAGUGGUCCCUUGCCUUAUGUGGGGAUCUGUUCCGGACCCCGCCGCAUAAGGCAAGUUCCGCCUAUGCUCAAGUCCCAUUGAGGAUAAUGGGGCUUGUGUAUGCAGCGGCAGGGCGGUGCAAAUGCUGUGGCAUGCACAUUAUUCAUUGAAUGGUGUGGGGCUUCCAGCAUAAACUGGAAGCCGCAUAAAAUAUGUAUAGGGAUAUAAGACUACUGAAGCAUGAAAUAAGACAACAAAUGCUCCAUGACUUCUAUUGCACUAUUUUCCGUAUUAGAAGUCAGUGCUGUGCAAACUGUAGGGAUUGCUUGUUGGAUAUUCUAUCUAGCUUAAGAGUUAGUAAAUAUAUGGUUAUAAGAGAGAUAAAGUGAUUGUCAGCAGUCUCUGUAGCUCAGUCCUUUCUUAAACAGGGAUUUGUCAAUUUUUGUUUGUUUAUUGGUUGCACUUAUUCUCAGCUUGUCUUUUGGAAAACCUGCGAAUCCAGACUUGUUUAGCUUCAUCCAUGGUGCAGAAACAGGUGUGCCUAAAUAAUACAUUGUUCUUCCCCAGUAAUACAAAAAUGUUUCCUAUGUCUCUGUAGCAGCAGAGGGAGAGCGGUUAACAACGGCCAAAGCAUACAGGACAUAGGUAGGGUCCAUGUAAGUGACCACCAUAGACCAUUUAAUUUAUUAGUUAUGUGUGGUUCAGAAUUUGGAAAAGUUAUAUUUAGACAAUAGUUCUCAUGAUCCCCUGCUUAAUGUAGCCAAUGACCAGGAGAUUCUGGGUGUUGUAGAUCUGCCCUGUCUUAAUUGACUUGCGAUUUCCUUCCUGGCUUGAAAAGGCCACCUCUUGGCCUAAGACAGUUCCCUCAAACAUGACAAAAUUGCACCUCCAACCCAUCCUAGAGCAGUGGUUCUCAACCUUCCUAAUGCCAUGACUCUUUAAUACAGUUCCUCAUGUUGUG
Molecule: messenger RNA, 3966 nt
Organism: Sceloporus undulatus (fence lizard)
Lineage: Eukaryota; Metazoa; Chordata; Lepidosauria; Squamata; Phrynosomatidae
Gene: SYT13
Product: synaptotagmin 13
Exons: 6
Coding region: 328-1617 (429 amino acids)
Biological process (GO): calcium-ion regulated exocytosis; cellular response to calcium ion; regulation of calcium ion-dependent exocytosis
Molecular function (GO): calcium ion binding; phosphatidylserine binding; syntaxin binding
Source: RefSeq, a predicted model, not a curated record